GUGUUGCAGCUAAGAACAAUCAUGGAGUGGAAGGGUCUUCCCACUCACCUGCUGCUGCUGUUGCUGCUGCUAUCUGUUUUCUUGACUCAACAAGUUUCAUCUCAAGAUUUAUCAAGCUGUGCAGGGAGAUGUGGGGAAGGGUAUUCUAGAGAUGCCACCUGCAACUGUGAUUAUAACUGUCAACACUACAUGGAGUGCUGCCCCGAUUUCAAGAAAGUCUGCACUGUAGAGCUCUCCUGUAAAGGCCGCUGCUUCGAGUCCUUUGCGCGGGGGAGGGAGUGCGACUGUGACGCCCAGUGUAAGAAGUUUGGCAAGUGUUGUGCUGACUAUGAAAGUUUCUGUGAAGAAGUGCAUAAUCCCACAACACCACCACCUCCAAAGACUGCACCUCCGCGUCCAGAAGCAUCUCAAACCAUCAAAUCAACCACCAAACGCUCAUCUAAAUCACCAAAAAAGAAGACUAAGAAAGUUAUAGAAUCAGAGGAAAUAACAGAAGUAAAAGAUAACAAGAAAGACACUCCCAAAAAGGAAUCUGCCCCCAAACCGCCGGUCGUCGAUGAUACUGGAAGUGGACUGGACAGUGGUGAAACCAAGCUCACCCCAACACCUGACAUUCCUACAACUCCACACAAUAAAGUUGCCACAUCUCCCAAGACUACAACAACAAAACCAGUAAGUCCUAAACCCAGUCAUGCACCUAAUUCUGAGACAACCAAAGAGGCAUCUUUAACAGCCAAUAAAGAGACAACGGUUGAAACUAAGAUGACUGCAACAAAUAAACAGACCUCCACCAGUGCAAAAGAGAAGACUACUUCAGCUAAAGAGAUUCGCAGUGCAGAGAAAACAUCUGCUAAAGAUGUUGCACCCACAUCUGAUGUUCCUACACCCACUGCCCCCACGGAAUCGGUUCCCACUACCACCAAGCCAAUACCCACUACUACAAAGAAGCCUGAACCUACUUCCACCAAGGAGCCUAAACCUACCACUCCCAAAGAGCCUGAACCCACUACCACCAAGGAACCAGCUCCUACCACCCCUAAGGAGCCUAUGCCCACUACCCCUAAGGAGCCUGAACCUACCACUACCAAGGAACCAGCCCCUACCACCCCUAAGGAGCCUAUGCCCACUACCCCUAAGGAGCCUGAACUCACCACCCCUAAGGAGCCUGAACCCACCACCAAGGAACCAGCUCCUACCACCCCUAAGGAGCCUAAGCCCACCACCCCUAAGGAGCCUGAACCCACCACCAAGGAACCAGCUCCUACCACCCCUAAGGAGCCUAAGCCCACCACCCCUAAGGAGCCUGAACCCACCACCAUCACGAAACCAGCCCCUGCCACCCCUAAGGAGCCUAAGCCCACCAGCCCUAAGGAGCCUGAACCCCCCACCAUCAAGAAACCAGCCCCUACCACCCCUAAGGAGCCUGAACCCACCACCUCCAAGGAGCCUGAACCCACCAUACCCCCAAAGCCUGAACCCACCAUCUUCAAGAAGCCUGCACCCACUACCACCAAGGAGCCUGAACCUACCACCCCCAAGGAACCUGCACCCACUACUCCCAAGGAACCAGCUCCCACUAACCCUGGGGUACCUGAACCUACCACUCCCAAAGAAUCAGCUCCCACUACCCCACAGGAGCCUGAAUCUACUAACACUAAGGAAUCAGCUUCCACAACCCGGAAGGAGCCUCCCACCACUCCACAGAGCCCUGCUGAAGCAACUCCUGUGUUUUCUGCAGAACCCACACCAAAGUCUCUUGAAAACAGUCCCAAGGAGUCUGCUAUACCAACAAAGAUUCCUGAGGUAACCAAACCUAAAAUGACAACAGCUAAAGGCAAGACAACAGAAAAAGGCACACCCAAAAUUACAACAGCUGCACCAAAAAUUACAACAAAAGAGACACCAACUACGCCAGAAAAGACCACUGAAUCAAAACCAACUACCACCACACAAGUAACACCCACAACUAAAGAUACCACAUCACCCCAAAUUACUACUCUGAAAGCAACAACUCUGGCACCCAAAGUAAUUGCUACUACAACUGAAGAGACUCUGAAUAAAGCCGAAGAAAGGCCUGAAUCAGAAGAUACUGCCACUGAUUUGAAGGCAACAACUCCCAAACCCCAGAAGCCAACCAAAGCACCCAAGAAGCCCUCUUCUACCAAAAAGCCAACCAAAGCACCCAAGAAGCCCUCUUCUACCAAAAAGCCCAAGACACCUAAAGCAAGAAGACCAAAGACUACACCAGCUCCUCCAAAGACCUCAACAGUGCCUGAACUGAAUCCCACCUCUUUAGAAGCCAUGCUGCAAACCACUACCAACCCCAGUCAAACUCCAAACUCAGAAAUAGCUGAAGUAAAUCCAAGUCAUGAAGAUACAGAUGGAGCCGGAGAAAAACCUCACAUGAUUCCCAGGCCCCCAGUGUUAACACCCAUCAUUAUUCCAGGCACUGAACACUUAGCAAGACACCCUAAUCAAGGCAUGAGCAUCAACUCCAUGCUUUCAGAUGAGACCAAUUUAUGCAACGGUAAGCCAGUAGAUGGACUGACUACUUUGCGCAAUGGGACACUGGUUGCAUUUCGAGGUCAUUAUUUCUGGAUGCUAAAUCCAUACAGACCACCAUCUCCACCUCGUAGGAUUACAGAAGUCUGGGGUAUUCCCUCCCCUAUUGAUACUGUUUUUACUAGAUGUAACUGUGAAGGAAAGACUUUCUUCUUUAAGGAUUCUCAGUACUGGCGCUUCACCAACGACAUACAAGAUGCAGGGUAUCCUAAACAGAUUGUAAAAGGAUUUGGAGGACUAACAGGGAAAAUAGUGGCAGCUCUUUCAAUAGCUAAAUUCAACAACAGGCCUGAAUCUGUAUAUUUUUUCAAGAGAGGUGGCAACAUUCAGCAGUAUACUUAUAAACAGGAACCCACGACCAAGUGUUCCAGAAGGAGGCCUGCUAUAAACUACUCAGUGUACGGAGAAGCAGCUCAAGUCAGGAGACGCCGCUUUGAACGAGCUGUUGGCCCUUCUCAAACACACACCUUCAGAAUUCAUUAUUCACCCAUCAGAGUUGCUUAUCAGGACAAAGGUUUCCUCCAUAAUGAAGUCAAAGUGAGUACCAUGUGGAGAGGGUUUCCAAAUGUGGUUACCUCAGCAAUUACACUGCCCAACAGCAGAAAACCUGAUGGCUACGAUUACUAUGCCUUUUCUAAGGAUCAAUACUACAAUAUCGAUGUGCCUAGCAGAACAGCAAGACCAAUUACUACUCGUUCUGGGCAGACACUCUCCAAAGUCUGGUACAACUGCCCUUAGACUGACAAGCAAAGGAAGACUCAAGUAAAAUGAAGACAA
Nannospalax galili (Upper Galilee mountains blind mole rat) is the source of this 3339-nucleotide messenger RNA. RefSeq names its product proteoglycan 4 (gene Prg4). Bases 22 to 3300 code for a protein of 1092 amino acids. Gene Ontology annotation, biological process: immune response. The transcript is spliced from 11 exons. Gene Ontology annotation, molecular function: scavenger receptor activity; polysaccharide binding. NCBI's taxonomy places the organism in Eukaryota, Metazoa, Chordata, Mammalia, Rodentia, Spalacidae. The record is from RefSeq and is a predicted model, not a curated record.